CGUUGUGAUAGAGGUUUCAAGCCAAAAUCUCAAAUAUAUGGGAGGAGUUUAAAAGUGCGACACAAAUACUACGUAAAGACGUAGUGCAUGGGACUGGCAUGCAUGCAUGUAUGGACUGGGUCAUAGCAGUUGGAGAAAUUUAUGCUUAAUGUUAUCUUUCUGUUGCACUUUAUUUCAGUAGUACGUGGAGUCAAUUUCUAUUAUUUCAAUUGUUGGGCGUCGGUUACUGGUAGUGGCCUUAGGUUGUUCCUUUGUUUUCGGCAUUCUCUGUUUUCAGUAUUAUGAACAUGGUUUAAUAUUUAAGUAGCCGUUGGUUAUCAAUGAAGGGGUACAAAAAUUAUUCCAGAAAACUGUGGUACAGUCUCACCCAAAGAGAAUAUUUUCGUGAAGUUCUAAUUUACGUUUAUGUGGGACCUAUCACUUUAAACUCAUCUUAACAUAUAAAUACAUCUAAACUCAUUUUAGAUGGACGCUACACAAUUCAUUCCACCAACUCAACUUACUAUUAUUUAUAAAAAAUUCAGCUUAGCUCAACUCUGCUCAAUAUCCAAACGCAGCCUUAAGGGUCAUCAACUUAAAAGGGAACAACAAUAGAAGAACUGCGCGCCUUCCUCCCUUAGGCACGUCACUGGGCUAGUACAUUUAAUACUAGAAGCCUGCGUAAACCUUAAGCAUCUACCAAGUUGCCUUCUUCAAUGGAAAUCUCUAAGGUGGCUUGUACUCGAUGAUUGCCCAAAUAUUGUAAAUUUUGGGAUGGAGACCGUACAUAAUGGACAAUCCUCUCCAUAUAUAGUGUCUACGAGGGAAAAUGAAGCUUCGAGUACAGAAUCAUUCCCAAUGCCACCUCCAACAAAUUUAGCCAUUUCUCUUCUUCAAGAUUCUUCCUCAUUAAGGUUUCCGUCGUUGUAUCAAUUGGAUCUUGCAAACUCUGGCCUAACAAAAUCGAAUUUCUUUGGGCCAUUUCAUUGCUUUCCAAAUGUGGAACAUUUAGAUCUAUCACACAGUGAUAUCGUAAGCAUUCCUGCAAGUAUCGAAAGUACAUUUGUUAGAUUGAGGAAUCUUAUAUUGAAUGAUUGCAAGAAACUUCAAGAAAUUAUAGAGUUUCCAACGAAUCUACAAGUGGUAGAUGCUAGGGGAUGCAGAUCACUGAAAAGUUUACCAAAAAUAUCAAAAGUAUUUCCUUUCCCACGGCUAUAUUCGAUUGACUUAUCCAGAUGCUAUAAAGUAAAUAUGAGGAAUUAUAUGCCAAACCCUUCAUGGAAUCGAGCUAACAUGAUAUUUCCGGGAAAUAAGAUUCCAAAGUGGUUCAGUUAUCGCGAGGAGAGUACUACUUCAAAAAGUCGUUCCUGUGAGUUAGUUAUUGAAGGGCCCUCUCUAUGUUAUGAUGACAUCAUAGGAAUUGCUUUUUGUGCUGUUAUUAAAACCUUUAGAAAUGCUCUAAUAUGGGCUGAGAUGCCUAUAGAAGAAGUUGUUACUCAAGAAGUACAUCUUGGUAAAAUGGGUUCAGAUCAUGUAUGCUUGUGGUACUCCCCCACAUAUCUUAAGCGACAAUUGGCUGCAGUGGCCUACCAUUGGAGGAUUAUAUUUAAAAGUGCUCCAAAUUCAGUGAACUUCAAACGUUGCGGAGUUCGUCUGUUAAGCAAAAGCUAUGAACGGUACGUGAAAGAUCGUGGAGGUGUGCCCCAUCAUGCAAAUGUUGGUUUCCAUUUGGAUGCACCCAGUAAAGAUUUUCAAAAUUUAGCAAAUCCGAUGGAUGGAAGUCGACUUUCGCAGAGGCGUCUUGUUGAUCGAUUACGCUUAUGACGAUGAUGAUCGAUCGUAACAUUGAAUAUCCAACUUGUACUCACAAUAAAGGAGGCCUUCUUCAGCCUUGGACGUCAAAUCUUUUCUGGGAUCUGAAAUCCAUUUUGUUUGACUUCAAGUUUUUUUUCAAGUGCAUGGAUGAGCUAGCAGUUAUGUAAUGUAGUCAUUUUAUUUUGUAUUUAACUUGAGCUUCAUAUGAAUGAAAAUAGAAUGAUCUAGUAUUCUUAGUGUU
Carya illinoinensis is the source of this 2035-nucleotide messenger RNA. RefSeq lists its product as uncharacterized. Lineage: Eukaryota; Viridiplantae; Streptophyta; Magnoliopsida; Fagales; Juglandaceae. The record is from RefSeq and is a predicted model, not a curated record. The transcript is spliced from 2 exons. The coding region runs from base 754 to 1803 and encodes 349 amino acids.